This is a messenger RNA of Papaver somniferum (opium poppy), 1367 nucleotides long. Its product is annotated as probable pectate lyase 8. The record is from RefSeq and is a predicted model, not a curated record. Gene Ontology annotation, molecular function: pectate lyase activity. The transcript has 5 exons. Bases 86 to 1081 code for a protein of 331 amino acids. Lineage: Eukaryota; Viridiplantae; Streptophyta; Magnoliopsida; Ranunculales; Papaveraceae.
ACAAGUUUUUCUCUUACUCCCCACUCUCUUUCUUCUUCAACAUCCAAAGAAACCGAAUUGAAACCCUCCCCUAAGAUUAUAAACAAUGGCGGUUUCUUUGAGGUGUUUAAGCUUAUGUCUGGUUACUCUAUUACUGUUUGUUAUACUGAUAAUGGCUGAUCAAGUAGAGAAAAAGGAGAACUCUGAUUUGAGGAUUCAACAACAAACAAAGCAAUUACAGAGCUCCACAAUAAACACAACAACAAUGGCGGAUUUAAGGCCAGAGGAGGAGUGGACCCAUGAACAUGCAGUAGCUGAUCCUGAUGAAGUUGCUUCCCAAGUAGCUACGACUAUACGUAAUAGUACUGAAAGGAGGAACCUGGGCGGGUAUUUCUCAUGUGGAAGUGGCAAUCCAAUUGAUGAUUGCUGGCGCUGUGACAAAGACUGGCACAAAAACAGGAAGCGUCUUGCAGACUGUGGUAUCGGUUUUGGGCGUAAAGCUCUUGGUGGUCGAGAUGGAGAUUACUAUGUCGUCACUGACCCAAGUGAUCACGACGCUGUGAAUCCCAAACCAGGAACCCUGCGUCAUGCAGUCAUUCAGGACAAACCACUUUGGAUUGUGUUCAAGCGUGACAUGGUCAUCACUCUCAAACAAGAGCUUAUCAUGAAUAGUUUCAAGACCAUUGAUGGCCGUGGUGUCAAUGUUCAUAUCGCAAAUGGAGCUUGCAUCACUAUUCAGUACAUAACCAAUGUUAUCAUUCAUGGAAUCCACAUCCACGACUGUAAACCCACUGGUAAUGCUUUGGUUCUAGACUCCCCGUCUCACUACGAAUAUAGAUCAUUGUCUGAUGGUGAUGGUAUCUCCAUUUCUGGAUCUAGCCAUAUCUGGGUUGAUCACAACUCACUCUCCAACUGUGCUGAUGGUCUUAUUGAUGCUAUCAUGGCUUCCACUGCCAUCACUAUCUCUAACAAUUACUUCACUCACCACAAUGAGGUGAUGCUGCUGGGUCAUGACGACUCGUAUACCAGAGACAAGGUAAUGCAAGUAACCAUUGCAUUCAAUCAUUUUGGUGAGGGUCUCAGGCAAAGGAUGCCAAGGUAAGAAAAUGAAAAGACUUAUCUUUUUUCCACCAAUUUUUUUUCUGAAUUUUAUCUAAUUUAUCCAACAUUUGCAUCUGAUAUGUUGGAUAAGCUCGAAGAAUGCCUCCCUAACAUAACAACUUUGAUUUCCAACCUUGUAAAGUAUUAUAAUAUUUUUGGAGAAGUGGUUCGAAAUUCUCCUUCCUGUUUUUAUAUAGAAGAGAGGAGUUCCUAGAUUUUUUUGCUGGUGUUAGGUUCUCAUUGGUACUUAUGUACAGAUUGACCAUUUUAGUGGAGGCAAAUUUUCU